CACUCUCUCUCUUGUCUUUUUCAAUAAUAUAAAAGAGAGUAAGGCCCUCGCAUUGGCCAUUUUUGAAAUUCACACAACACAAAAUGCCAAGCAAACUUGGAAGAAACUAUUUGAAUCUUUGCUUUACAAAGAUAAAAAAUCCUCUCUCCACCACUCAAUCCUCUCCACCCAUCACCCACACGGCGGAUCACCACCGUCAAACCGCCUGUUCGUUCUCCUCCCCCGCCGCCGCCUUCAUCACAAACUACAACUCCCUAUAUGAGGUCACUACCACCAUCAACUCCGACUCCAAUUCCACCUCCAUACCACUAUUCGGCCACACCAACGAUGUUGGUGUCGCCGAUCCCGACGCCUUCGUCGCAGUCGACUUCAUUACCGCCUUCACUUCCCACCGCUUCUUCUUCUCCUCUCCUGGCAGCUCCAACUCCAUCAUAGAAUCCACCACUACCACCACUACCGCCACCGAGUCCACAACCACUUCACUAUCGUCCGACUACUUCGCUAGUGGUGGCGACGAGGAAUUGAUGAUCUUCAAUAAUAGUCAUGCGAUCCCCACGUAUUCGCCGGACCCAUAUGCGGACUUCCGACGGUCAAUGCAAGAGAUGGUGGAAGCGCGUGAGAAAAUGACGACGACAGCAACGACGACGAGCAAGUCAAAUAGGGAAUUCUUGUAUGAGCUUCUUUUAUGUUAUCUUGCACUCAACCCUAAAACCACUCACAAACAUAUCCUUAAAGCUUUCGCCGACGUUGCCACGACAAUAAAACCGGCAUUGCCGCUAGAGGCAACGGAGGAAGACGGGAAUGCAGAUCGGGAAGCCGAGUCAGUGAACGACGGCGUCGACGGUGGCUGUGAGAUCUCCGGGCAACAAAAUGAUAGAGAUUGAUGCAUAUAAUUAUUAAUUAUUAAAUGUGGGGUUGCGGGAGAAAAUAUUGAUUAGAUUAAUAAGUUUAAUAUGAUUUUUAGUUUACAAAUAUUAAUAUAAUAUAUGUGUGGGGGAAAAAGAAGUGGGUCCCACAAGACUUUGUUUUUUGUCACCUUAAUUAUUGCAUCAAAACCCUAAUCUUUC
Molecule: messenger RNA, 1067 nt
Organism: Benincasa hispida (wax gourd)
Lineage: Eukaryota; Viridiplantae; Streptophyta; Magnoliopsida; Cucurbitales; Cucurbitaceae
Biological process (GO): negative regulation of DNA-templated transcription
Source: RefSeq, a predicted model, not a curated record